Molecule: messenger RNA, 1999 nt
Organism: Arachis ipaensis
Lineage: Eukaryota; Viridiplantae; Streptophyta; Magnoliopsida; Fabales; Fabaceae
Source: RefSeq, a predicted model, not a curated record
GCAGUUUUGGAGACUAUAAGAAGAACAAAACCACUCUCCGUGUUCCUUCCUUUUGGCUUUUCCCUUUCUCUUCAUUCUUCCACUCUUCAACUCAUUCUUCAACCACUGCUGAUUCCAAGUCUCUCUCUUUCUCUCUCACAUGCUUCAAAUUAGAUUCAAAGAUCGUAACUUUGGCAUUCAGAGAGAGUAACUGUGUGUGUGUGUGUGUGAGAGAGAGAGAGAGCGAGAGAGAGAGAGAGAGAGAGAGAGAGACGAUGGAAGAAGCGCUGAAGGUCUAGUUCAACGCACCAAACGCAGAAAGCGGGUUCCUUUGUUGUCUUAUGGCAUGCCUCUCGAAGAAGAAGAAGAAGCACUGCCUGCAACUGCAACCACUCUUUUCAAUUUCCAAUUUUGACCCUCUUUUGGACCACCCCAUCAUCAUCAUCAUCAACUCACUCUCACUACACCUUCUUCAUGGCCAAUCACAUCUCUUCUUCUUGCUUUCUUCAUGGCCCCUUUCACCUACUCUUCCUGCUCUCCUUCGCUCAAAUGGUACCCUUAACAGUGCAAACAUUCACCGGAACAUACGGUAUAAAUUAUGGGAGGAUUGCAGAUAACAUCCCCUCACCUGAUCAAGUUGUUACUCUUCUCAGAGCAGCAAAAAUAAGGAAUGUUAGAAUCUAUGAUGCUGAUCACAGUGUUCUCAAGGCAUUCAGUGGAACUGGGUUUAAUCUUGUUAUUGGACUUCCCAAUGGGCAGCUGCAAGACAUGAGUUCGAACGCAGAUCAUGCUCUGAACUGGGUCAAAGACAAUGUGCAGUCGUUUCUUCCGGGCACGCCUAUUCGUGGAAUUGCCGUGGGGAAUGAAGUUUUGGGUGGGGAAGACUACAGUUUGUGGGGGGAACUUUUGGGUGCUGCAAAAAAUAUUUAUAACGCUACGAAGAAACUUAAUCUGCAUGAGCAAAUUGAGAUCUCUACGGCAAACUCGUUUGCUGUAUUUUCGAAUUCAUACCCUCCCUCCUCUUGUAAGUUUAAGGACAGUGUUACUCAGUAUAUGAAGCCACUAUUGGAGUUCUUCUCACAAAUUGGCUCUCCUUUCUGUUUGAAUGCUUACCCUUCCCUAGCCUACGCAAGUGAUCCGGAACAUAUAGAUUUGAAUUAUGCUCUUUUUCAACCGACAAAAGGAAUUUAUGAUCCGAAGUUUCGUCUGCACUAUGAUAACAUGCUUGAUGCUCAGAUUGAUGCAGCUUAUUCUGCUUUGGAGAAUGCUGGAUUUAACAAAAUGGAAGUCAUAGUUACUGAGACUGGGUGGGCCUCGAAUGGAGAUCAAAAUGAAGCCGGAGCAAACAUAACUAAUGCGAGGACAUACAAUUAUAACCUGCGUAAAAGGCUUGCGAAGAGGAAAGGAACUCCACAUAGGCCUAAAAAUAUUGUGAAGGCAUACAUCUUUGCGGUUUUCAAUGAGGAUUCGAAGCCUGGAGCAAGUUCUGAGAGGAACUAUGGACUGUUCAAGGCAGAUGGUAGUAUAUCAUAUGAUAUUGGGUUUCACGGACUUAAUGCAGCGCGAUCAUCUCGCUUAUCUCUGAAGUCUGAUUUGUUUUUAUUCCUAGGAAAACAAAAAGAUCAUGUUCCAAGGUUUUUGGAAUAUAUGCAUAUACAAGCUAUUUUCCUUUGAGUUGAUGAUCUUAUCCCUCUUGGAAAUUUGUGUUCAUGUGUGAAACUAUCUAGAGGAUCAACCAUCAAGUUGGUCAUAUAAUUCUUGCUGGUUGGUUGUGCAAACGCGGAUGUAAACCAAAACCUUUUUCUUCAAUGUUUCCAACCGACUCGGAAGCUCCCCUGUUCUUUUCGAUAACUUCCAGCAGCUAUUUAUGAAUGCUGGAUUUGUAGAUAGAUUUCCUUCACUAUAUUUCUUGGCUGUAUUUCACCUUUAGCCUCAUAAAUAGUUCAUUGGAAUUUUGUAUAUCAUGAUUGUGGUAAUUAAGUCUAAAUUAAUGAGACAGCAUGAGAAGCAAUUCAACCCU